Aspergillus ibericus CBS 121593 is the source of this 3651-nucleotide messenger RNA. RefSeq names its product ABC1 kinase family protein. Lineage: Eukaryota; Fungi; Ascomycota; Eurotiomycetes; Eurotiales; Aspergillaceae. Gene Ontology annotation, cellular component: mitochondrion. The record is from RefSeq and is a predicted model, not a curated record. The transcript is spliced from 9 exons. Gene Ontology annotation, biological process: protein phosphorylation. Gene Ontology annotation, molecular function: protein kinase activity; ATP binding. The coding region runs from base 1 to 3651 and encodes 1216 amino acids.
AUGCACGCCAACGAUCAUCAAGUUGAUCUAUCAUGGACAACAGUGCGAGAUUCCGACAGGAUGCAAUUCCCUCCUCUAAAUCAGAUUCUCUCCGAGCUGGCUCUCCUGCUACCGCCGACGACGCUGGCGGCAACUGAGCCGUUGUCCUCUGAAGAGCAGAAGACCUUGUUCCACUCCUUACAGAACUGCCUGAAAAGCGCUGAGGACCUAGAGCUUUCCGAGGCUCUGAAAAACAUUCCAGAUAUUCUUCACAGGCUGUGGCAAUGCAGAUCGCUCUAUCUAGUACCAGCCGCAGAGGCUCUGGCGAAUGGCAGCAGAGACCCACUAUGGCGGGCUUCGUUUGGACAGACCGGGGUUCUCGAUUUCUUCCUCCAGCUCAUAGCGUCAAAGGAGACUGUUGAUAACAAACUUCUCCUCCAUGCGUUACGACUUAUCGGCAAUUCCUGUGCCGAUACUAAUGAAAAUAGAGAAACUGUAGUGAAGUAUAACUAUACUUCUGCUAUUCUACAGCACUCAAGCAACCCCGAGCUCAUUCAAGUGGUCAUCCCUGUCUUGUAUAACAUAUGCAUCGACUUCGAGCCCGCUCAGACCCAGCUAGCUGCUAAUCGGGUCGUGUAUAUCCUGCUGAGGUUGGUGAAAGAUGGCGCGCUCAAGGAUAACGAUGCUCUGCUUGAUUACGUCUUUGAGCUCGUCGAAUUGGACACCCAGGCUUUGGCACAGUCCCGAUUGAAAAUCAAUCAAAUCCUCGCGGAGAUCUCCGCGUUGGCUUCAUUUGCGGAAUGCUAUCCCCUGGAUUCCCCUCUCGCCCAAUUUCUCAAGACAUGGUUAAAAUCGCAGGAGGAUCAGCUGCAGAUAUGCGCCUGCGUUAUCCUGGGUAACUUGGCUCGAUCCGACACCAUUUGUGAAAAGAUGAUUCAGGACUUGGAGAUACAUGAGGAGCUCAUAUCAAUCCUCAAAGGUGAUGUUCGAGGCGCAGUCUUACACUCUGCACUUGGAUACCUAAAGAACCUCGCAAUCGCUGGCAAUAACAGGCUAAUACUUGGAGAAGCUGGCAUAAUUCCUGCUGUUUCACGUUUAUGGCAAUACGAGUCGGUCCCCCAGGUUCAGUUCGCUGCAACAAGCAUCGCCCGGCAGGUAAUCGUAGCAGCGAUGGAUAAUAUAUCUCGUUUGCUCGAGCGACUUCCUGCCGAUGAGCAUGACCCAACGAACGAACGGACGUAUCUGUCUUUGCUACUUGCGCUAUUCCAAAAGACUGAUUCAAUCCCCAUCAAAACCGAGAUUGGACGCAUUGUAGCUUCCAUAUGCCGCACUCUGGUCCCCAAGUCUCGGGGCGAGGAGCCUACUGCUGUUGCUCUACUCACCAGAGUCUUUGACUUGCAUGAAGAUAUUUCACUGCCGCUUGGUGCUAUGAUCACCCAGUCGCAAUGGCCUGUUGUCCGGAGUGAAGGCUGGUUCGCGUUGGCCCUGAUGGCAUCCAGUAAAGCGGGAGCCACGGCUAUUUCACGAUCCUUGCAACGGAUGGAAAUCCUUCCGUUGCUCGAGGAGACGUUGAGUGUGAAACCAUCCGAACCCACGGAUGAGACGGAACCAGUACAGGCGAAGAAAGAUCGUGACAACAUUAUUGUCCUGAUGCAGGUAUUACUGAAGAAUGAUCCUGAUGCGCUCCCCGAAUCCUCCAAAUCUACCCUUCAGGAGUUGAUGCACAGCCAUGUGCCCAGACAUGUGCGAGACGCCCAGCCCUCAAAGGGAACUGUUCUUCUCGCUGUGAUGACCCCGGGGGCAUUCCUACAGCUGGCUGAAGAUGGUGAUGAAGAAGAUGAUAAGACGGGCGAGAUGCAGAUGCUGGAAGUCUCGCGCCGAGAGGCGCAAAAGACCGUCGCAGAAGAUGCGCGAGGCUUGACGAGGCUCUGGCAGUCGCUGUUUGUCUUCGGCUACUAUUACAUAUAUGAUCCAAUUGCAACGGGCUUCCGAUUUGUCCAUUUAGUUGUAAUCUUCCUGCCCGUCAUUCUUACGGCUCCCACUCUAUGCUUUGGACGGCGACUGAAGGACCGUGAGGGGAUACGGACAGGAACACUGUGGUGGUAUAAAUUCCUGGUCCGAUCAAUGGAACGUGCAGGCCCAGCAUUCAUCAAGCUCGGACAAUGGGCGGCCUCCCGUACCGACAUCUUCCCACCGGAACUAUGCGAUAUCAUGUCAUCACUUCAUUCCAACGCCCCCGCACACUCACUACAUCAGACUAAAAGAACCAUAAGGAAAGCCUUCAACUGGUUGCCAUUCGAGGAUAUUUUUGAGGAAUUCCAAGAGGAACCCUUGGGGGUAGGCGCUAUCGCGCAGGUCUACAAAGCGAAAUUGAAGCCUAACCUUGCGGGGACUGAUGAUGACUUCGAUCUACAACCGCACGGUUUACGAGACAAGGUCCGAAAGAACGUCGGUGCCUUAGUCAAGAGCUCUCCUCAGCGGGUCCCGUCGUCGUACGUAGCCAUCAAGGUGCUUCAUCCUAGGGUAGAACGCGUGAUCCACAGGGAUUUGAAGAUCAUGUUGUUCUUUGCGUCUUUGGUCAACGUUAUACCUACCAUGAAUUGGCUAUCAUUACCGGAUGAGGUUCAUCAAUUUGGUGAAAUGAUGAAAUUGCAAUUGGACUUACGGAUCGAAGCGACCAAUCUCGUCAUGUUCCGUGAGAAGUUCAGGUCCCGGACCACGGCUUGGUUUCCAUACCCAUAUCUGGACUAUUCUACCCGUGAGGUGCUCGUGGAGGAGUUUGCACAGGGUAUCCCACUCUCAACCUUCCUUGAUGUCGGAGGUGGCGUUUACCAGGAAGAAAUCGCCAACGAAGGCCUGGACGCAUUUCUCCAUAUGCUCUUGAUCGAUAACUUCGUCCACGCAGAUCUGCACCCCGGGAAUAUCAUGGUGCGAUUCUACCGGCCCAGUGAACUGGACCUAUCACUGGGAAGCAAGUCUCGCGCAUCAGAUGCACCAACUGCGGCAGAGGUCGAUGUUACAGAAUCCGUGCUGGCACGGCUGCGCCCGCAUGCCAGUGAUCGACGCGACUGGAAGAAAGCGCUCGACAAUCUGAAUGCCGAGGGCUACCGACCUCAGCUCAUCUUCAUCGAUACCGGCCUGGUGACCCAACUGAACGACCUCAAUCGGCGCAACUUCAUCGAUCUGUUUCGCGCCAUUGCGGAGUUCGACGGGUUUCGAGCGGGCGAGCUCAUGGUCGAACGAUGCCGCCAACCGGAUGCCGUGAUUGACCCGUAUUAUUUCGCAUUGGGGAUGGAACACCUAGUGUUAAAUGUCAAGUCGCGCACGUUCGCUCUGGGUAGCGUCAAGAUUGGAGAUGUCUUGAGUGAGGUCUUAUCUUUGGUCCGAAAACAUCACGUUAGACUUGAGGGGGAUUUUGUCAACGUUGUCAUUUCGUGUCUUCUUCUUGAGGGGAUUGGACGCAACCUGGACCCCAACCUCGAUCUUUUCAAGAGUUCCCUCCCCAUUUUGCGGAAAUUGGGAUCCAACACCACCUCCUUCAAAUCCGUCCGGGCGGGCGACAUGUCCAUGCUUCGUGUCUGGGUAGGACUUGAAGCGCGUGAGCUGCUCCAAAGCAGCUUCGAAAGCGUUGAGCAGUGUGUUAAAUAUGAUCUAUUAUCGCCCAACAUUUGA